Mya arenaria is the source of this 7858-nucleotide messenger RNA. Its product is annotated as trafficking protein particle complex subunit 8-like. The record is from RefSeq and is a predicted model, not a curated record. Gene Ontology annotation, biological process: protein localization to phagophore assembly site; endoplasmic reticulum to Golgi vesicle-mediated transport. The transcript is spliced from 30 exons. NCBI's taxonomy places the organism in Eukaryota, Metazoa, Mollusca, Bivalvia, Myida, Myidae. Gene Ontology annotation, molecular function: protein binding. Gene Ontology annotation, cellular component: phagophore assembly site; cytoplasmic vesicle; TRAPPIII protein complex. The coding region runs from base 78 to 4574 and encodes 1498 amino acids.
CUUCAACAUGGGAGGAAGUGGUACCACUGUUUUGACAUUUCAUAUUUUUUUAAGAAUAUGACUUUCUCUCAGUAAAGAUGGCACAACAUAAACAAAGUGCACAUGACUUCAUUCAAUGCACGUUUAGUCCACAAGUUGCCGUUCUAACCAGCAGUGAUGCGGAAGUCUUAUGUCAGAAAAACAAUCUAUCUUUCGUUCAGUUGGUUCAACCUUUCUGUCGACUAAAAACAGAAGCUCACAUCAAGGACCCAAACAAUGUCCAGCACAAUCUUCAACAUCUUCGAAUCAACAUGGUGGACAUGAACAGUCAUGUGUCAACGCCCGCUGUUGCUAAGAAGAUGAUGCAUGAUGCUGUAAGCAAUGAGCAACCACAGAUGACUGAGGGAAGUCGGGGCAAUGUAAUCACUGUUGGAGAUUAUGAUCUUCAACUCAGCUCUACUACACCCUGGUUUGAGGCAUACAGAGAGUGCUUCCUUCAAACUUUACCGCCAUCUGAGCAUGAGUUUCUGAAGCACUGCCUAGCUUGCAUAUUUGUGGUGUCCUCGAACCACCCUGAGCCACUACGCAUGCUGCAGACCCUAUCCAGCAGCCAGCAACAGCAGCAGUCCCAGUUCCCGAACAAACUCCCCCAAUGGUUCUCCCCGAACAUCCUCAAAUACUACGUUAUUGUGCAUGAUAUGGUGGAGGCUGAGGCGCAGAAGACAGAGGAUGUAUAUCAGACCAUGAAGUCAUCAUUUGGACACCAGAGCUGCCACCUACUGCAGAUAAACUCACGCUCAAUGACAGCAGUGGAAACCAUGGCAACUGACACAAGUCUGCCAGACCCCUGGGGCCAGUUCCUACACAAAACACCGGAAACUGGGAAAAAGCCAAAUAAGGCUAAAUAUUUUAUAGCUUGGGAAGGGGUUGACUAUGAUGGCUCAGCCAGCAGUGGGGCUGAAGAUGUGGCGUUUCCCAGCAGGGUGGAGGAGGGGGAACCGGAACCAGUCACACAUGUUGAAGGAAAUGCAGGUGUGAAUGGUGUGGGCAACAAUUCUGCUGUUAUUGACCACCCACUGGCUCUCAGCAAUGAGAGCCCUUUGAAUAGCCCUGGGUUUGAGGAUUAUCCACAGAUACCUUCAACAAAGAGCUCAAUGACCAGUAUCAGCAGUAUGCAUUCGAACAUGUCCAAGUCUGGGUCGUUCCAUUUGGAGAAGGGUCGUGUAUCAGGUCACGGGAUGUGCCUCACUGCCAGCGACCAGGACCGACUCCGUAUCUUUAUACAUGAGUUUGCCGUGCGGGCUCUCAUUCCCUGGGCUGAGAGGCAGAUGAGGACUUUGAAUGAAUUGCUGAUGUCGAGGACUGGAAUCCGUAAAUCCAUUAUGGGCACGGCCAAGAAGCUGUUUGGGGGUAACCCUAGUAAGACCAGCCAAGUCACGAACACUGCAACCACUGUCGUCUACUCGAAGGAUGCCCCUGAACUACAGAUGCGACGCCUAGCUGACCUGGCCUUCCUGUUUCAGCUGUAUGAGUUUUCUUACAAUACGUACCACACAGCUAAACGAGACUUUAACAACGACCAUGCAUGGCUGCAUUUUGCUGGGGCACUGGAGAUGGCAUCCCUGGCUAUAUUUAUGCAGGGUCCGCAGGGCCAGCGAGCCUACCCUGACCACUAUAUGGAGUCGGCCAUCACAACCUACAUACAGUCAUGCAAAAAUGUGCCCUACUCUGUGAGGGCUACCCUGGUCAGUACAGAGGCCCUGAAGAGCCGGGGAAAGUACAAGGAUGCCGCCAUGCAGUUCAUUAAGAUGAUGAGUGAGGAGUCUGACCUGCGUAGUGCACUGUUACUGGAGCAGGCAGCCCACUGUUUCAUCAACAUGCGGGCCCCAAUGGUUCGCAAAUAUGCCUUUCACAUGAUUCUAGCUGGACACAGGUUCACCAAGGCCGGACAGAGGAAGCAUGCUUUGCGAGCGUACAGCCAGGCCCUGCAGAUAUACAAGGGUAAGGGAUGGUCCCUGUCAGAGGACCACAUCAACUUCACUGUGGGUCGACAGUCUCACAACCUGAAGCAGCUGGAGAACGCGACUGUGGCGUUUAAACACCUCCUCACUGAGCACAGCAAGCAGUCCGCCAUGCAGCAAAACUCCUUCCUCCGGGAGUACCUGUUUGUGUAUAGGCAACUGCUAAUGCAGGAGGCUGAAGAGACCGGUCUUCAAUCCAACACCCUGCCAGAGUUACCCCUCCCUGCCCUGGAUAGUAACGCCACCAAGGUCCUCCUGGGGGCCCGGCCUACACCUUCACAGGGUGACAAGAUGUAUGCGAGUGGUGUCUGGUUUGAGGACUCUGAUACAGCUGCCGGCAAGUGGGAGAGACUGGAAGAGCUGCUUGUCAUGUCAGUCAAUGGCUCACUUCCUGUCGUGCACCGACCUGUGAAGACACUCUACACAGACAAGACAGACAACAAGUUCAACCCAGUGGCGUAUGUCAGAGAGCCCAUCACCGUAGAGUUCUACCUGGUAAACCCACUGAAGGUGGCCUUGACCUUGACUGAUGUCAUGUUGCUAUGGAGUUUCCUACCAACCAUCGGCAGCCAUGAUAAACCUCAGCUCAUUACAAAUGAAACCAUGGUCACUGCUAAGAACAAUCUUGCUGAUGAGAUCAUUCAUGGUCAGGUGGUGCGAGAGAUUGUCCUUCAGGGAAAUGACAGGCUCCCAGUUCAGAUGACGCUAACACCGCACCAGAUGGGUGACCUGCGUAUCUAUGGACUCACGUACAACCUGGGUAGCUCUUCCACCACAUUUAUGGCCCCGACUCAGGGGCCAGACAACCCCCUGGGUGGGAGUGGGGGCACUGGCGGCCCUAGUAAGGCGAGCUACGUAAGUACGGUGUUCGUGCGGGGUAAACAGAAGAUUGAGGUACAGGGUCCCCGGCUUAAUGGGAAGAAAGAUGAGAUGGUGAACAAAAUCUACGGCCCUGACCGACGCCUUGACCUCACCAUUCAACAGGAAAUGCCCAUACUACAGGUGUCAUUUUUAAAUUUCCCAAAGACUCUAUUGUGUGGAGAAGUUCACCCUGUGACAGUAACAUUUACAAAUGUUGGCUCCACUCCUCUACAUAGACUCAAACUAGCCACAUCUAACCCCAAAUAUCUAGUGCUAGGACUUAAUACUGACAUUAGGACUUCUACAAGUGUGUAUACUAGUUCCUCGGACUGUAACGAGACCUCGUCAUGUGUAAACUGUGAUCCCUGUGCGGUGAAACGUGUGAUAGAUAUUGACAUUCCUGAAGGUGUGUUGCAUCCCAACUCUAGUAUAAGUCUACCCCUCUGGGUGCGGGGAAACGAUAUCGGGGGCGUGCAUGAAGUGGAUUUACUCUUCUAUUACGAGUCUGCUAAGCAGACUAAUAAACCUAAAUACCGCUUACUACGUCAUAACAUUCUAGUCAACACAGUUGAGUCCCUGAGUGUACGAGCGGUGGCCCAGAGGGCGUGUAAACAUUCCAGUGAGAAGGAAUCCCCCAGUGUAGGGGAGUUCCUCAUUUCCUGUGAACUGGAAAACCUCAGUCAGCAGCAGACGUCACGUAGCCAUGUACGGGAGGUGUUUGUACGACAGGUGUCUUGUGCCAGUAAACAGUGGGCCAUACAGUCUCUAUCCAAGUACCAUAACAAUGGAGUGUGUAUUGGGAGUAGGGAGCUGCUGCAGGUGUGUCUGAAGGCUUGUCACCUGCCCAGCCAGCCGUCAGCUGAGGGCAAUGUCACGUUCUCUGAUAUCCCAUUCCAAGAAAAUAAGUUGUGUAGCAGUGUGACUCCGUGUCGAGACUUCUAUGUGCGGUCAGGGGUGAAAUUGCAAACACUGGAGGAGCAGACAACAAUGGUGUCACCAUCGGCCCAGCUAGCCCCGCCCACCAGGGACGAAGGGCAGGAUUUUGCACCCCUCAAUUGUGCUAUAGACAUGGACAUUACCCUUAUCAUACUGUGGCAGGCUACAGUGGUUGACAGUGCGGGGACGGAGUCUGUGUGUGUUGGCCAGCAUCAUGUGGUUGUGGAAAAGCCAGACAAUAUCUUCACUUCAUACCCAUUCCAACAUGUACCUCGAGAGCGUGCCCCAGUGAGGUUUGUAAGGGAGGAGGCUGCUGAUGAGGAGACCAAGCCGGCUUUUGAGGUUCUCACCCAGCUAGUGUCCUACAGCCUCCAACACCCCACCAACAUCUCCCAUGACUUCACAAAGGCCAGGGUGUGUUGUCUCGGUGUGAAGCUAACCUUCCAGAACAAUUCAGAGGCCACCGUCAUCGUCCUCAUCGACACAAGCAAGGCACAACAAAGGUUGAGUGAGUACCAGGAGGGUGGACCUGCUCUGGACACAGUUGGGUCUGGCUUCUCCUGGGUGGGGCAGACACAGAGGCAGGUCAGCCUUGCUCCCAAACAGGUGUUGGAGGUACCAUUAACUGUGUCAUUCAGUCGUCCAGGUGUGUUCAACAUUAACAACCUGGCUGUGUUUGUUGCACACACUCCCGAUACAUCCCAGAUGACCCUCCAGAAACAGACCAAGCCCAGCGUCAUCACUGUUGCGAAUACUGGAGGGAGUAGGGAUGUGUGACAUGUCGUCACCAUGUGUGAGUGUAGCCUGCUCAUAAUGAAGUCAGAAUGAUUCUACACCUGUUGUGUGCUUAUUGUUCUGUGCAUCAUUUCAUCAUUUCAGUAUAAAAUCAGUAUUGAUUUUCUUAAUUGUGCACCACUCAACUAGUGUUAGAAACUUUUUCAUUUUAUUUUAGGUGGAAAAUGAUAUUGAUUUCACUCUUAGUCUUUUAAAUGUACUAUGAAUAGUCAGUGGUAAAUCUAAAUGAGUAAAAAAGCAGGUGCUUGUUGUUCAUAUAUGAAUGGUACUUAAUGGUCAGCCUGUGUUUGUUUAAGUCUAUUAAAAGCAACUUCUAUGUAGUAUUCAAGUCUUUAGAUGCAUAUGUACCGACAUUUUUGGGUAGAACAUACAACACCAAUAGAACUGAUACCCCCAGAGUAUAUAUAAUACAGUUUGAUGAGAUUGAUUGGAUGUGGGCAUGUACUGAAAGUGAUUCUUGUGCUGGUGCGUUCUUUCAAAGAAUGUUCACAUACAGUGCUAUAAAUUAAAAGUCAUAAAAUGUUUAUAAGCCAAUGUGUGAAUUCAAGGAUCUAGCACAAAACCGUUAUAUUGCCUUCUAUGUCUACAUGGAGUAUCAACAAUCUUGCACUAAACACACAUUUUGUUUAAUACUCAAACUUAUUAUCAUUUUGAAAAAUGUUACAAGUACAUGGCAAACCUUCUUGCUGUUCACAAUAUAAGGCAGUAUUUGAGAAUUAAAGACAUGUUGGUAAGAAUCUGCUGGCUUCACCAGUCACAAUUACUGGAUUAAAGACAUGGUGUAUUGACAUACUGUUGAUAUGUGAUUUGAAUCUGUUAUUCCAUGCCAUAUGUUAAUGCCGGUAUUGCUAUUAAUGCUUUCUGUGACAUGCAUUUGCUUUGUAUAUGUACUUUAGUCUUCCUCGAAGUUGUGACCGUGACAUUUAUUGCGGGUUUCGUAUGUUAGUUGUAUACUGUAUGCGUAUAAGUUUGCUUGUGAAUAUGUCAAAUUACCAUGUGACAGGAAUGCCUACAGAUAAAUAUUUGGUACAAUAAAACAAUACAGAGGGUAUUUUGAGUCUGACAAAUAAAAUCGUAUGGUCUUCAAUUUCAAGAAAGGUUAAUUGAUGGGCCUUUUUGCGGAUACCAUAUUUAGCUGGAUUUUGCACUUAAUUAGCCCAAUACUAUUUCCUUAUUUGGAAUGGGGUAAUGAACUAUGCUGGUGAAACUAUGCAGUGUAAGAUAGCAAGAGGGGGUAUCCACAAAAAAGACUAGAGCAUUUUGUGAUGAAAGCAAUAUAGCUUUGUACAUAGACUCAGUGUUUGUCUUGGACACAUUGUCCUGAUGUUAUGUUGCUAAUUGUUACAUGCUUAUUUUUUACUGGAAACUGUUCAUGUCUCACGGUAGACUUAUUGAAGGGUCAAAGCCAGUAAGAUGUAAGUGACAUUAAAUGAAAGAGCACUUCAGACUCUUUAGCUUGGACCUGAAAUAUUAGACAGUUUUCUCUUGCUCAUAGUUGAUAUAUGUUCUCGUAAAUGUUCUUUAGACAUUACAUACCAAAAGUGCAAUACAUUGUUAUAUAUUGUUGUUUUAUUUUUAUUAGUAUCUGUCUUUUGAAGAAUGAAAGUUGAGGUAUUGUCAUAACCCUUGUGUCAGUGUCGUCAGGCAAAUGCUGUUUUAAAGUGACACUCCUAUUUAAAAUCAAUACAUACACAUGUGCACAUUUUGAGUGAUAAACCUUUAAUUACUUACUUUCCUUUUCCACUUACUUAAUAAUGCAUUUAUGCAAAAUAUUAAUUGCUGAUAAAAAGAUUUUAACCAUGUAUUUAAUAGCUGAAAAUGCACAAAUCUAAGAUUUACAAUGAUCAACUACUGUAUCAUAAGGUGUUUUCUUUCAAAUAAAACAAAGUAUGCUUGAUGAGAACCACUGAUAUUGAUAUUUAUUCAUCCUUUUCGGUAAAUUAAAACAAUUGUAUUAAUUGUGGUAUUAUUUGGGAGUAAAAGUGCAUCUUUAAGAUAUUUAAGUGAAACUUGGUACACAUGUUGCCAGUGACAAUAUACACAUGUAAAGCAAGGCACAUAACUCUGGCUUUAAUUAUUAAUGAGUUGUGUCCCUUGUUCAACUGUAAAAACACAAACAGAUGAGAUUGGGUGUUUGCUUCACAAUGCUUUAGUUAAAUUAUUAUUUAGGGAUCCAUGUAUGGUAAGUGCAUUUUGUUUUGGCUGUUGGGGUUUAGCUAUAAAUAGAUUCAUUCAGCGGUGUUUAAUGUUUCUGUGACUUUUGGACCAAUUGCAUUGUAAAUGUCGUGUUUUUGAAAUUUCUAAACAAGUUUUAUCUCACAUGUUGGUGAAUGUGUCUUAACUUCUUUAUAUGGGAGCACAGAAACUGACAAUGAGUCUCUACCAUUCAUUUCAUUUAAGCCAUAUAUCACCACCUUAAUGCAAGAACUCAAUUACUACUUCUUUAUUCUAUAUGUAGUAAUUGAGUGUUUGCUUCAGGGUGACAAUAUAUAUAUAUAUUAAAUGAAAAAGAGUUAAUUUAGCCAGAAUUAAGCCGAUGGCCAUGAUUAUCGGACUACAAUAUAUUAUAAAAAUAUGUACAUGUAUUUGAAUCAUAUGAAAAAAAGAGUUAAUCAUUUCACAUUACCUUUAGAUUUUAAUAUGAUUCCCCAACAGGCUGUGUGUAUAUAUGGCAGGAAUGUUUUAUUGUAGAAGGGUUAAUGUUAUAAAGUUAUAACCAUAAUUAAAUACAUACAAAUGUGAUGGAAAUAUUUGUUCACUAAUACCUGACCUGUAUUAAAGUACUUUCAUUGGUUAAAUAAAGGAGAUAGAUAACUUCCCAGGUUUAUUAAAAGAUGAGAUGGGGGAGGGGAUCUAAACUGUUUUUUAAAGCGAAGUGUAGAUUGCUUGUAGUGUAUCAAGACUCCUCAGUAUAUUGACGCUAUUAAUUUUCAUUUCUGUCAGUUCCUAUCACUUUCUCGCCUUUUGCAAUGUAUUCAAGGGUUAGUUUAACCCUGAGGUACAUUGAGUAAGUCCUAAUAGGUGGCAGUGUGAGUCAGAGAUAUGUGAAGUUGUAUACAUACACACCCUCCCUCACUGACACUGACACCUGUGGUACCAUUAUGUUGAAUAUUUUAACUAUUGUGAAACACUUGCGCAUGCUUACUGCAGUUUAUGUUAUGUCGGAGAGUUUGAAUAUUAUGUCAGUUCUUAUGCAAUGUGUAAUCAUGUCUUAAUUGUGAUUUAUAUAUUAUUUGAUGUCAAAAUAAAAUAAACAAAGAAACUAU